AUGGACAGUCAUAAAACCGAAGAGAGAAGAGACACCGUUAUGUAUUCGCAACUCCAACCAUGGAGUACGGUAGGCGUACUGCCUUGCAUGGAGCAAAUUGCUGGUCCACCUAUUCCUAUUAGAGUUGGUGAAUUUUAUAAAACUCCGAAACCUCACUCAUGGCGACCUACUAUGGGAUACGAAAUGGUGGAAGCAGCUUCUCUGCCUGCACAGCCUAUGACAAAUUUGUUGUCUGAUACUUGUUACAUGCCUAAUGGAAUGGCUACAGAACCAUUACGGUUUCCAAAUUUGGUGACCGGUUUUGAUCGGAAUCCCGCGCAUGCAGCUCGAGCUGCGCUCUUCACUAGAUACGGGCCGUACGAAUGGGUGCAGAAUCAACUGAAACUUUACAAUGAAUCGAACAGCAAUAGAAAUUAUUCGGAGAAUUUACGACAAGACACCGUCAGAAUGAUGCGAGAAGCUGAUGAAAAAGUACAAAAUGGUCAAACGGAAACGGGUCGGAAACUAGGCGAAAGAAUUACAGACACGACGUUCUGGAAAAACGAGGUAGCUGCAGAAUUGGAACGAUUGAUAAUUGCGAAUACAAAGAUGCAAGAAUGCCGUCGGGGCUUACAAACGGCUAUACAAAGCUUGGAGGGACAAUUGCACAUAGCACAAGAAUGUUUAUACUACCGCGAGGCUAGGACAGGUUCUGACUUGGUGCAUGAUCAAGCUGAACAUGCGCUUCUAAAAGAGGUAGAAGUGGUCAGGAAUUGUCAGAACAAAUUAGAACAUUUUACUGAUAAAUGUAUCAGUCAACUUACAAAUAGUAGGGCAGUGCAGAAUCAGUUAGAGAUUGACAUAAGAAACAAGGAAACUGCACUGGGAAUUGAUAUUACAUGCCAUCAAAUGAAUAAUUUCAGUCGUGGCUUGCAGUACUAUGGAGGUAUUGAAAAAUAUGAUAACAGUAUUACACAAGCUGAAUCAUGGGUGGAAGCUUCCAAUAAUGUAGUGAAAAAAUCGCAGGAGGAAAGAUCAAAGUCUAGUCAGCUGAUAAGUGAUAUUGAAAUUGCUAUAAAUGCAGUUGGGCAUGAAAUGUGGGAAGCUUGGGGCAAUACAAAUAAUGAAUUAGCCAGAAGGGCUGCAGAAAUGCUUGAAGCAAAAGAGAAAUUGCAAACUCAUUUACAUAAAAUUCAGCAAGAAAUAUUUGAAAUUGAAAAAAAUUCGCAACUAAUGCAGAAAGCAAUUGCAGACAAAAGCUCUGCCCUAAAAGUUGCACACACCCGCCUUGAAAGUAGGACACACCGGCCUGAAGCAGAGUUAUGCAAAGAUUAUGCUCAACUCAGAAUGGUCAAAGAAGUAGAAACCAUAAAUGCAAUGAUAAAUGAAAUGAAUUUGAAGCUACAAAGGUUUGAGGCACAACAUCAACAACUAUUACGCACACGAGCUAAUUUAGAAUCAGAUCUGAAAUCUAAAGUUGAUGCAUUAUUUAUUGAUAGAGAAAAAUGCAUGGGUAUGAGAAGAAGCUAUCCUAUUGCAUCAGUUAUUAAGUUUUGA
Molecule: messenger RNA, 1536 nt
Organism: Dufourea novaeangliae
Lineage: Eukaryota; Metazoa; Arthropoda; Insecta; Hymenoptera; Halictidae
Product: tektin-3-like
Exons: 9
Coding region: 1-1536 (511 amino acids)
Biological process (GO): cilium movement involved in cell motility; cilium assembly
Cellular component (GO): nucleus; microtubule cytoskeleton
Source: RefSeq, a predicted model, not a curated record